AUGCCGCAGCGUGGUGCUGUUCCCACGCUGCUGCUAAUUGCCGCUCCCCUAGCGGGUGGUGGUGAAGCCUGCCGCAAGGAAUCUCCUCGGCCGAUCUCCCUCAACGCGGCCAUCAUGAAGGAGAAAAGCAAAAACGCAGCUCGCUCGAGGAGGGAGAAGGAGAACGCUGAGUUCCUAGAACUAGCGAAACUGUUACCACUACCAUCGGCCAUAACCUCCCAACUCGACAAGGCAUCGGUUAUACGACUCACGACCAGCUAUCUGAAGAUGAGGCAGGUCUUCCCCGAUGGUCUUGGAGAUGCGUGGGGCGCCGCCCCCCCUCCCCCCCAGCCGAGGGAGCUCUCAAUACGAGAACUCGGAUCUCAUCUGCUUCAGACCCUGGAUGGAUUUAUAUUCGUUGUGUCUCCAGAUGGAAAGAUUAUGUAUAUUAGUGAGACGGCGUCUGUACAUCUGGGACUUAGUCAGGUGGAAUUGACUGGUAACUCUAUAUACGAGUACAUACAUCAGGCUGAUCACGAGGAGAUGUCUGCUGUGUUGAGUUUGCAGCAUCCGCACUCUUAUGCUGGACCACCGGCUGUUGGGUAUCCAGUAGGCGGUACGUGGAGCCCCAACGUGGAUGUUGAGUGUGAGAGAGCGUUCUUCAUCAGGAUGAAGUGCGUGCUAGCUAAGAGGAACGCUGGACUCACUACCUCCGGGUAUAAGGUCAUCCAUUGUUCCGGAUACCUCCGCGCGCGUCGUUUCGGCGAGGGCACGGCUCCACUGGGGCUGGUGGCUGUCGGUCACUCCCUCCCGCCGUCUGCUGUCACCGAGUUGAAACUUCACUCGAACAUGUUCAUGUUCCGAGCCUCGCUGGACAUGAGACUCAUCUUCCUUGAUGCCAGAGUGGCGUCUCUCACCGGGUACGAGCCCCAGGACCUUAUAGAGAAGACCUUGUACCACUACAUACACGGAACAGACGUGCUGCACAUGAGAUACUCACACUGCACGCUGUUGACAAAGGGACAAGUGACGUCACGCUACUACCGCUUCCUGACGAAGUCUGGCGGCUGGGUGUGGAUGCAGAGCUACGCUACCAUCGUACACAACUCACGAUCGUCACGACCGCACUGCAUCGUGUCUGUUAACUACGUGCUGAGUGACAUAGAGGAAAAGAACUUGAUACUCAAUAUAGAACAAGGACCGCCAAAAAUGAACGACACACAACCAGCUAAGAUGAGCCAAAUAAAUGAAGAAUUCAGUGAAAACUACAACUACCCCGAAUACAACCUACCCGCGAUACCCACAUACGACACACACGACGACUACAACGGAUACCAGGAAAUGUUCUACGAGAACUACGGAACUAACGAACCGGAACUACUCAACUACGUGUACCCGCAGAAUCAACGGCCGUUCUCAGCGAGCUCAUCGUCUUGUAGUUCGAUAGAAAGCUCGGAAGUCAAUCAAUAUAACUAUACUAACUUAAUAUCCUUCUACGGACACAACACACAGGGGCAGAGACAAGAGAAUUAUAACUUUACAAAGAAUACGAACUCGCAAGAAGGAUAUACUAGUGUUAUAGUUGAUAACACGCAGUUCCACGCGACUAAUGAGUAUGUACACUGA
Molecule: messenger RNA, 1605 nt
Organism: Danaus chrysippus (African queen)
Lineage: Eukaryota; Metazoa; Arthropoda; Insecta; Lepidoptera; Nymphalidae
Source: the annotation of a GenBank genome assembly